Molecule: messenger RNA, 1161 nt
Organism: Emiliania huxleyi CCMP1516
Lineage: Eukaryota; Haptophyta; Isochrysidales; Noelaerhabdaceae
Exons: 4
Coding region: 1-1161 (386 amino acids)
Source: RefSeq, a predicted model, not a curated record
AUGCCGGCGAGCGCAUUGCGCACGCUUUGGACGGUGGCGAAGCCAAAAACACCGAUGGUGGCCGUCCGCUGGCGUGAGCGGCGGCGGCUGAGAAGUUUCGGCGGGCUCUCUUUUACUGCGACUCGGUCGCCAAAGCGCCGCGACCGCGCUGUGGCAAGCUCUCUGAGCAAGACCAUGGCCCAAGACGACUGGCGCGAGGUGCUCCUGCUGGUCGACACGCCAAAGGGCCCUCGGUCUCUCCGCACACGGCUGAGCGCCGCCGCCACGCUCGCCGAGGUCGAAUGCGAGGCGGUCUCGAUGGCCUCGGCGGUUGGCGGCGGAGUGGCAGACGUGAUCCCGCUAGAGUAUUACGACGCCCUCUUCAGCGAGUGGUGCGUCCUCACCACGUCCGUUCUGCCGGGCCUUCCCGCCACCGCGACGCUGCGGUGCGGCGGCUCGGCCGCGUGCGCCUCGAGCGGUUGGAUGGGCUCCUCGCCCGGUGGGCUCCGCUUGGGCGAGCUGCAAUCGCUCGGGCGGCGGCAGAGCCUCGAGGAGCCGCAGGCGCUGCGCGGCCUCCCCGACGGCCGCCGCCGCUCCGACGCGGGGCAGCAUCGCUCGCUCCUCGCCGCGCUGGCCGCAGAGGACCUCACCGCGCUGCCGCUCGCAGCCAUCUGGCUCGAGGAACGGCUCAAGACGGUGUCGCUCGCGACGGUGUGCGUCGUUGCGCUCGGAUUUCUGGCGUGGUACCUUCAGUCGGCGCUACAGAUGCUCCUCAUUGCCGCGCUGCUCGCCGUGCUGCUCGAGCCGCUCGUAGACCGCCUUUCUGCGCCGCCUUGCGGCGGGAUGCCGUCGCUUGCGCUGCCUCGGCCGCUUGCGAUCGCAAUCACGCUGGCGCUCGUGCUCGCCCUCUUCCUGCUCCUGCUGCUGCUCCUCUACAAUGCCGUCGACUCCUUCAUGCGACGCGCUCCCGAGUUUGGCGACGCGUCGCAGCAUGCGCUCGAGGCGCGCGCGCGGCUGGGGCCCUACUUUGACAUCGACAUCCUCGCCAAGGCGCUCGCGACCUCGAUCAAGGACGCCUCCAUGAUGAGCGCCGCCCUCGCCGGCACCUUCUCCUUCGUGGGCGGCCUGCUGUUCCGCGGCCUCGCCAUCAUGGCGCGCCGAGAGAUUGAGCCAGGCCGCUGA